GAGAAGACAAAGCAGAGAUAAGCAGGGCUCGCUGACGUGACACUUGCCAGCCUCUGGCCAGCAUGGUUGUCCUGAAUCCAAUGACUUUGGGAAUUUAUCUCCAGCUUUUCUUCCGCUCCAUCGUGUCUCAGGCGACUUUCGACAACAGCACCCUCCCAAUCUCAGCAGCCCUGCCCGGCCCGGCCCCGAAGCGGCCCUGCUGCCCGCCCACGCCGCCGCCGCCGCCGCUCUGCCCGCCGCCCCUCUUCCGCGCCGGACGCAGCCCGCUUCUCUCCCCAGACAUGAAGAAUCUCAUUCUGGAACUCGAGACAUCGCAGUCCCCAUGCAUGAAAGGCUCGCUUGGCUCCCCUGGGCCUCCUGGCCCCCAGGGUCCACCGGGGCUUCCUGGCAAGACAGGACCAAAGGGAGAAAAGGGGGAGCUUGGCCGACCAGGAAGGAAGGGCAGACCUGGUCCCCCAGGUGUUCCUGGCAUGCCUGGGCCUGUUGGCUGGCCAGGCCCUGAAGGACCCAGGGGUGAAAAAGGUGACCUGGGUAUGACGGGAUUGCCAGGGUCAAGAGGACCAAUGGGCUCCAAGGGCUACCCUGGAUCCAGAGGGGAAAAGGGAUCCAGAGGUGAAAGGGGUGACUUGGGUCCCAAAGGAGAAAAGGGUUUCCCGGGAUUUCCUGGAAUGUUGGGGCAGAAAGGUGAAAUGGGUCCAAAGGGUGAGCCUGGCAUAGCAGGACACCGAGGGCCCACGGGAAGACCAGGAAAACGAGGCAAGCAGUGUCUACAUUUCAUCUUAGUAAAUGAGUCAGCAGUAGAUUGCUUGGACAAGAGAGGCCUAACCAGAUUAUAUAUAAUGCUGAGAGGUGAACAUCUUUGGGGACAGAAAGGAGACAGUGGAGUUAUGGGCCCACCUGGCAAGCCUGGGCCUUCCGGUCAACCCGGCCGUCCAGGCCCCCCAGGGCCCCCAGGUCCACCAUCUGCAGGACAACUUGUAAUGGGACCCAAAGGGGAAAGAGGAUUUCCCGGGCCUCCAGGAAGAUGUCUUUGUGGACCCUCUAUGAAUGUGAAUAACCCUUCCUACGGGGAAUCCGUGUACGGGUCCAGUUCCCCGCGAGUUCCUGUGAUUUUCGUGGUCAACAACCAGGAGGAGCUUGAGAGGCUGAACACCCAAAAUGCCAUUGCAUUCCGCAGAGACCAGAGAUCUCUGUACUUCAAGGACAGCCUUGGCUGGCUCCCCAUCCAGCUAACCCCUUUCUACCCUAUGGACUACACUGUAGACCAGCGUGGCACCUGUGGGGACGGGGUCCUGCAGCCUGGGGAGGAGUGUGACGACGGCAACAGUGAUAAGGGUGACGACUGCAUCAGCUGUCACCGGGCCUACUGUGGAGAUGGUCACCGGCACGAGGGUGUGGAGGACUGUGAUGGCUCCGACUUCGGCUAUGUGACGUGUGAGACCUAUCUCCCUGGGUCGUAUGGAGACCUGCGGUGCACGCAGUACUGCUACAUUGACUCCACACCGUGCCGCUACUUCACCUGAGGGCCGUGAGGGGAAGGUGGGCUGUGACCCACGCAACCGGCAGCAGCUUCUCCACCCUCAGCAAACUGGCCUUGCACCAUCCCGGUCCAGUUUCCACCACACUUUGUGUGAUAAAAACAAGGACAAAUUCUUUCUGCUAAGACAUGCUUUUAACUGAGUCUGGCUGGAAGAAUUUAGGACCACUGCAUCCUGUCUUAAUCCAAAGUACCAGAAAACCUUCCACAUGCCCAGCCUGGGAACUGCUCCCCACUGCUACCAUCUGGCCAAGUAGCCAGCUACAAUGCCCUUUCUCUUCUGGAAUGUCACCAACCCAGGCAACCCAGGCCAUGGACUUGGCUUAGCACUGUUAGACACACAUAGACCUGCGGGGCUGUUUUAGUUUGUUCUGAUCUCGUGUGGGGAGUCUGGUGUACAGGCCUCCAGCCCCUCUGACUGCUGGACAUGUGGGCACUCUCACCCAGGGCAACCAGCUGUCAGGUUUCUCAAGGCCUGUGAACCAUGAGGCAGGAACAUGGGCACGUUCUCUCAGUGUGGCUCACAGCUCUGGACCUGCCGAGACCCCUCAACUGGCCACAGCCCAGACCAGCCUCAUGUGGCUCCCCCCAGGAAGAGACCCAACUGUGAAAAGGUACUGAGAAAGCCACCAGACCAUGCCCAACCCUGAGAGUGGAGGCUCAGCUGGGUCACUUGCUGGGUGAGCAAUAGCAGACCAGUGACCUUCAUCUUCUCCAUGUUUCCCACAGGGGUGGCUUUUGUGGUUUCAAAAUCCAUCUUGACUUCGUGGCUCUCUCUGCACUUUGACCUCUGUCUUGCGAAUGCCCCUCAUGUCCAUCUCCUGUUUGGGGGACUCACUAGCACGGUGUGACCUUCACAAGUCCACACCUGGGCAGGCUGUUGGUGUUUCGUGGUCAUUAGGAAGAUACCGCCCUGGGUUUCCCUGUCCAGGGCCCCACUGCUUGAACACACUCUGGGCAAAGACUGUUUCUGUCCUGCACACCAUCUCCUCGCUUCCUGCUGACUCGUGCGUGUGCCUUGUGACCUCCCUUUGUGUCCACAUAUUGUAUAGCCUUGUCCUCGUGUCUGUGUGCCUGAGCCCCUCACGUUUCUGUAGGAUCAUUAGUCUUGCAUGUCUGCAAGCUGCCUUUUAUUGCCAUCCUUCCUGAGUGGGGCUUGGCUUUGUUUUGGAAAGACAUCUCCAAGCAGGAAUUUGCCUGCUUUUUACCAGAUUGGGGGACACUUCUGGGCUUUUGUACGAUGCUAUUUAAUGAGCCCAAGUCUUAGGGACUCAGCAGGCAGGAGCUUCUGGCCCAGUGGGACAUCUGCUGGUGGUCUGUAGGUGGACCAUGUCUCUCACAGGUGACCUCAGCCUGAGGGUGUCUUCAGAGGUGGGCACAUUGGUCAGCCAGUUGCCUCAGAUGCUACUGCAAGUCCUGGGGAGAUGUCACUUCCAUGCUGCUUCCAUCCACAUACUGGGAUUUCCCGAUGACAAAUCAAGAAAUAAAGGCAGUUUGUUUCCCC
Cynocephalus volans (Philippine flying lemur) is the source of this 3041-nucleotide messenger RNA. It is a transcript of the gene COLQ, whose product is annotated as collagen like tail subunit of asymmetric acetylcholinesterase. The record is from RefSeq and is a predicted model, not a curated record. The transcript has 18 exons. NCBI's taxonomy places the organism in Eukaryota, Metazoa, Chordata, Mammalia, Dermoptera, Cynocephalidae. The coding region runs from base 63 to 1523 and encodes 486 amino acids. Gene Ontology annotation, molecular function: extracellular matrix structural constituent conferring tensile strength. Gene Ontology annotation, biological process: extracellular matrix organization.